AUGGACAACGCAAAAUCCCCGGCGUCCGUCAACAGCAGCGCCAAUAGCCCCGUCUAUAGUUUUGUAGCGUCAUCCCGAAGCGUGAAACGUCCACGCCCGGUGAAGAGCUGUUUAGAGUGUCGGAAGAGGAAACUGAGAUGCGAUCGAGCUUCGCCGUGUUCUCAAUGUCACAAGACGCAGCGGGCAUGUCGUUAUGCUGCCGAAGGUGAUGCCGCGAGCUUGAGCGACGGUUCGGAUGCUGAAACACCCGAAAGGACGACCAAACGGAACCGUGCCGGGACAAGUCAGGAGUCUCGCCAACGCAAUUCGGACUACGCGGCUGUGAUUGAGGAUCAUGCACGUAGACUGGAGAGGCUAGAAGGCCACCUACUUUCGAGAACCUUGUCUACCGCAGGAUCUAGUAGUACUCCAACGCAACGUCCCGCCGCCUCUUCUCUCACCAUCCGAGGUUUGACGGUGAAAGGGAACAGUCUGCGAACGCGAUUUUUUGGCCAGAGUAGUACCCGCGUCCUUGUUAACCUCUUUGACGAAGCUAGAGAUUUUAUGUUUAGCAGGAACAAAACCAGUGAUAUAAGAGACUUAUUCUUGAAUCUCCAGAAAGUUUACAGGGCUCUUCAAGAUGAGCACCGCAAGGUCACGGCGCCAAUUACGGUAUACGUGGACUCAAUGACGCCAAUUCAGAAGCGAAUGGCCGAUGUCUUACCAAGCAGAGCGGUUUGUGAUAGUCUUGUCAGCGUCUACCUGAGUGGAUCUGAAAAUAUCUAUCGCGUGUUGCACUCUCCAUCAUUCAUGCACCAGUAUAAUCAAUAUUGGGAGGGCAUCACGCAAUGCGACGCAUUUCUACCCCAACUUCUCUCUAUAUUGUGUGUUGGAUACCGAUACUUGAAAGCCGGUAAAGGGCAAUUUCACGAUCGAGAAGGGAUUCACAUCCCAACAGCCAGUUCUCUCGUGAGAACCUGGCUAGAUAGCCUCCGAGGGAAACAGCUUGUCGAAUUCAGCACGCUCCAAGCUGAAAUUCUCCAAUUGAUGGCUCGGAGGAUGAUUAGCCCGCAAAAUCAGGAAUCCUGGACACAUCUUGGACUCAUUGUACGAAUGGCCAUGACGAUGGGCCUACACCGAGAUCCGUCCGAAUUUGCGCGAAAGAUACCGCCUUUCUGGGCUGAGCAGAGGAGAAGGUUGUGGUAUACGAUCCUGGAACUUGAUGUCCACAUGUCUAUGCAAUGCAACCUUCCCUGUUGCAUUCGAGAUGGCGAUUUUACCUGCCUGCCACCUAGGAACCUCAAUGACGAAGAUAUCCAUCCCAAUAUGGAACAGCUUCCUCCUUCCAAGCCAAUUGACCAACAUACUGAUUCGCGCGUUCAAGUUUUUGCUGCCAGCACUUUGUCUAUGCGCUUUAGGGUCGUCGACCUGAUCAAUCGCAUUGAAAGUCUGCAAGAUUAUCAACCUGUUUUGGAACUUGGCAGUGAAUUGGAACGGGUAUUUGAGGAUGUCCGUUAUAUUGUUCCGUUGUCACAUUCAAUGAGAGAGGAUAUAGAAGCUCGGCGGAAAUGGGUAAUACGAGUUGUUCUGGACAUGCAUUGCCGUCGGCCUCUCCUAGCAUUGUACCGACCCUUCGCAUUAAGCCAUUCAGAUGUUCCCCAGCAGAUAGUGACGGGAUAUCUGAGGUCUUCGGUGAUCCUUCUUUCCUAUCUGGAUGAGUUGGAUCCCUCCCUCCCCGACUACUCUCACGUUUGGCACAUGCAUCAGGUGGUGCUCAAGCGAGAGAUUCUCCAAGCUGCUUUCAGCGUCUGUUAUUAUAUGAAGCAAGCAGCCGACGGCACCGAUUUGCUGGUUUCGCCGAACUCGGAUGCAAAUAUCAAAUCAGAACCCCUCUUGGUCGGGGAUUCGUGUAUAGCUGCAUCUGAGAGUUCAGUUCUACUAUCUCUACCACGACUGAGGAGCUCGGUAAAGAAAGUAUUGGAUACUCUGCUCAAACGAAUAUGGGACAUUGGGACAGACUUGAGAGACUUGGUCUCACUCACCGUGGUGUUUUAUACAUCACAGGGCGGGACACCAGAGCAAAAACGGGACGCGAUCAAAGGCGGCCUACAGGCAAUUCUCGAAGCAAGUCUGCAAGCGAUACACGUAAACCAGGAUAAUAUGACAUCAAUACCGGUAAGGGGGGUUCUCGAGUAUUAUGCGUGUGGUGCAAUAUUGAUAGUUCUUCAAACAGGUUAUGCCGUCUUCUCCAGCAACAGGUUCAGGGUUUAUGAACCAUAUGCAGCCUUUUACGGCGCCGUCGGAUGCCCCUAA
Molecule: messenger RNA, 2292 nt
Organism: Hypoxylon fragiforme
Lineage: Eukaryota; Fungi; Ascomycota; Sordariomycetes; Xylariales; Hypoxylaceae
Product: fungal-specific transcription factor domain-containing protein
Exons: 2
Coding region: 1-2292 (763 amino acids)
Biological process (GO): regulation of transcription by RNA polymerase II; DNA-templated transcription
Cellular component (GO): nucleus
Molecular function (GO): RNA polymerase II cis-regulatory region sequence-specific DNA binding; zinc ion binding; DNA-binding transcription activator activity, RNA polymerase II-specific
Source: RefSeq, a predicted model, not a curated record